Molecule: messenger RNA, 336 nt
Organism: Staurois parvus
Lineage: Eukaryota; Metazoa; Chordata; Amphibia; Anura; Ranidae
Source: the annotation of a GenBank genome assembly
AUGCGUCCCCUGCUGCAUCCCCGGCCAUCUUCUCCAGCCAGCAUCUGGCUUCCGUGUUCCGGUCCCUGCGAGCGUCGGGAUGUACGGGGGCCGGAAACGGCGGCAAAUUUAAAAAUGUUUAGAAACUGUCAUUUUCUUAGAAAUGAUGUAUCAAACCAUUUCACAUACAUUUUGUCACUACUGCUUUGUCCUGUGCCCUGCCUGCAUUUUGACUGUUCUUUCUGCCUGGAAACUUAUAAAAGUCCAUGGCGUCCAAAAAGUGUCCCUUUAGGUCAAAAGCGGUUUUAGACCAGCUAGAGAACAGCGAUAGUAAAUCAGAACCACUUGCAGAAUUGA